AAGGGUGCCCAUUGUAUCACUCCACAGCGGAAAAUAUCUAGGCUGCGUAGGGUGUUGCGUGGUCUACUCAGUGAAACAGAACCCUCAACCUUUCCCUUCGUUUGUUUCCACCACCACAUCUUCCCCAACUUCUUCCAGGGUUUCUCCAAAAUUUAAACCAGAUCUCGGCUAUGUUCUGUGAAGUAGAACUGCUCAGGGAUGUGGCUGUCCUCGCGGAAAACUUGGAUAGAAAUGGACAUAUUUCCCAGAGGUCCAUCAUUACACGCCUUUUGGAGGACUUGCUGGGUGAAAAGGCCAGCAAGGAUCAUGGUUACUUUCUUGCAGUAACCAGCUUAAAGAGCAUAGGCAAAGGAGAGGUUGUGGAUGAGUCGGGGGAUGUUUUCUUCCCUGUAGUCUUUAAUUGCCGUACCUUCUUACCUUUCAAGGGAGAGAUUUUACAGGGAGUUGUUCACCGCAUAUUUAGGCAUGGGGUCUUCUUGAGAUGUGGACCUAUUAAAUAUGCUUUUAUCUCAGCCCGGAAAAUGCCAAAUUACCAGUAUGUUGCCGGGGAAAAUCCAGUCUUUUUGAGUAAUGAGCUUGCAAAGAUAGAGAACGACGUCGUGGUGUGUUUCAUGGUGCUUGGAGUGAGAUGGAUAGAGAAAAGGGGGGACUUCACAAAAGAAUUUGUGAUGCUUGCCGGUAUAGAAGGUGAUUCCCUUGGACCUAUUUCAUUGUCUGGAGUAGUCGAUGAAUUGGACGUGUAAAUAAAUAAGAAAGACUGCAUGAGCAUGUUUCUUUGUAAAUGAUUUCAAAGGCAAAAUGAUAUCGUUUUAUGUUCUUUCA
Messenger RNA from Alnus glutinosa, 822 nucleotides. Its product is annotated as DNA-directed RNA polymerase V subunit 7-like. The coding region runs from base 171 to 743 and encodes 190 amino acids. Gene Ontology annotation, molecular function: single-stranded RNA binding; single-stranded DNA binding. Gene Ontology annotation, biological process: DNA-templated transcription initiation. NCBI's taxonomy places the organism in Eukaryota, Viridiplantae, Streptophyta, Magnoliopsida, Fagales, Betulaceae. The transcript has 2 exons. The record is from RefSeq and is a predicted model, not a curated record.